Messenger RNA from Colletotrichum orchidophilum, 1455 nucleotides. RefSeq lists its product as uncharacterized. The transcript has a single exon. Bases 1 to 1455 code for a protein of 484 amino acids. The record is from RefSeq and is a predicted model, not a curated record. NCBI's taxonomy places the organism in Eukaryota, Fungi, Ascomycota, Sordariomycetes, Glomerellales, Glomerellaceae.
AUGGCGUCGUCAACACGUAGCAAUCAACCAACUGCGGUCCAAGACCGCGAUGCCCUUCUGGAGUCCUCUGGAGCGAGAUCUUUCGUCACCGAGGCAUAUAGUCCGCAGAGGACCCGACACGUCCGCAAGGGCGCGCGCGACGACUCGGACGAGAAGUCUUGCACGGCGGAGGUCCUUGCAGCGCGGUCCGGGGAGAAGAUCCAAUCCACAGAGAGGGCCGGAGAGUCGUCGCGUAGGUCUCGGAAGAGAGAUUCGACGGAGCGGGAGGCCGAGGGUAGGACGGGCCCCGAGCCUCCUAAGCGGCGUGAGCCGUGUAAAUUGCUCAUGACAACUUUAGACAUGGAGGGACAACCUCUCACGAUAGGGAAGCGGGUCGCAUCCUGGCGUAGCUUUCAAUCUGCUGCCUAUCCCUCAAACGACGUCUUGAGGAAAGAGGAAAUCAGCUCAGUCCACGAGGUCGGUCGUGUUCCCCUGGCUACGGCCAGCAGUAACGACAGCAAUGCCACCCACUCCUCCGACAUAGCUCUCCAAGGACCUCGAGGUAGAGAUGCGACGCCCAGGCCUCGGGACACCGAAACGCAAGUCCCGUUGCCGAUGCCGAUGCCGUCGUUGGGUUCCGGCCCAGCAUUCCGGCGUCCGACCGAGCUGAGGCUGCACUUCAUCGCAGAAUCAAAGAAGCUAGAUGCGCGAGACGAGGUGAUGAGAAGAAAAGAGGAAGAAUCAAGGAAGAGGGCAGAACAGCUGCAGUGGCAGCGAGAGCAGGAGGAGGAGGACGAGGCCAAGCAGGAGAAGCUAUCCGGUGGCACUAGCUCCUCCUACGGCGUUGAGCAGGCUUAUCGCGAACUGCUCGAGGGGAUCAAGGACUGGAAGCUUUCGACGACCAAGGGGUACCAGACGAUCAAGGAGGGGCUGGAUCGAAUCACGACUUCUGCCACCCAGGCGGAGCAGGAGCCGGUUGAGUUGGAUUCCGUCGCGACGGAGAUUCGUCCCGCCGCUGAGGGCAAGUCGGAAGGGUCGUUGGUUCUGGGGGGCGAGACCUUACUCGACUCCGAGAUCACGGACUUCACUUUGGGUCCUCCUCUCUCUCCUCUGGUAGAGACUGCUUGGACAUCUAGUAAGGCGGUACCUCCUCCUCCUCCUCCUCCGGCCGACCCGGAUUUCCAGCGCACGCGAGCCCACCCCGACGCGAGUCGAAAGAGGAAGGUGGUAUAUAGGCUCGUGAAGGAGGCCGAUGCCCAGGUCUUUGAUGUCGUGAGCCAUGAGGAUGCGAAGGACCCCGCCGACGGGUUCACGUUUAAGGAGGUUGAGAGCUGCGGGGGCUUGUGCCGGGAUGAGGAGGAGUGCAAGAAGAUGUGCAUCUGUCAAGUUUCUCGCCAGGAGGCGCCGGAGGCUGGGCGUGGUAUUUCGAGAGCAUUGCCUUUGGAGUUUUACGAAGAUGAUUUUGUGCUUGUUUGA